AUGGAGACAGCUGAUUCCGAAAAUAUAUCGACCAUAAUCGAGAAGGCUGACUCUAAGAUAAGUGGGAAAAAGCGCAAAAAGAAAGGUGCUAAAAAUCCAAAUAUUGCCUCGAGUAAAUGUGAAUCUGAAAAGUCAUCCAUGUCAAAUGUAACACAACCUUCAGUAUCUUUCUCCAAGAACAAAGAAGACAAAAAUUAUUCUGUUACAUCUGAAAGCAAUUUAAAAAAUUUAGAAUCUAAAAUAUUGCCAGAUUUAUCAGGGAAAACAAAAACUGAACUCGUUUCGAAAAUUAAAAAGGAUCCGUCUAAAGUUGCUGGUGGACUAGUUGAUGAUUCAACUAAGACAAUUAGCAAAUCAGGAUCAGUAUUAUACACAAAAACGAGAUCGUUACUGACUGGAGAUGUCGUUGCACAAAAAUCCGAGAACGAUAAAGAUAUUAAUGUUUCCCCUACUGUUAAAUCCUCGGAAACUGCAAUUAAAUCCAUGUCAGCAUCUUCAAAAGCUGCAGUAACUGCAAUAGGGGAUAUCGACCUCGGAGGAUUACAUUCUAGUACAACAAGUGAAGCACCGAAAAGUCAAGUCUCCUUAAAACAGGAUGGUAACAAAGAUGGUAAUGUUUCGAUUCAAUUUAACAAGGCAGAAAAUCAACCUAAAUCACUAAAAGCACCAUCUAAGUCCAUCGAAACCUCAAAGGUCGAUAAUACAGUAAGCACAGAAGGCAGUUUGGAAAUUACAAUGCAAAAUACAGACACAGCUGAUUCCGAAAUUAAAUCGACCAUAAUCGACAAGACUGACUCUAAGACAAUCGGGAAAAAACGCAAAAAGAAAGGUAUUAAAAAUCCAAAUAUUUCCUCGAGUAAAGAUGAAUCUGACAAGUCAUCGAUGUCAAAUGUAACACAUCCUUCGGUAUCAUUGUCCAAGAAGGAAGAAGUAAAGAGUUAUUCAAAAUCAACUGAAGGCGAUUCAAAAGAUUUAGAACCUAAAAUAUUUCCAGACAUAUCUAAGAAAACAAAAACUGAACAAGGUUCAAAAAUUAAAAAGGACCAAUCUAAAGUUAGUAGUGUACAAGUUGAUGAUUCGAAUAAGAAAAUUAAUAAAUCGGGUUCAGUACUCUACACAAAAACGGGAUCGUUGCAGUCCGGUGAUGUCAUUGUACAAACAUCUGAGACCGAUACAAAUAUUAAUGUGUCCCUUAAUGUUAAAACAUCUGAAUCUGGGACUAAACCAAUUUCGAUAUCUACGAAAAGUGCAGUAGUGUCAGAAAAUGAGAGGAAAGGAGAGGUCAAAGAGGAAACAAAUAAUACUGAUCAGAAUGUAAAACAUGUUGAAUCAGAUGUGUUAAAAUCGUUAAAAACGACCAAACCUGUUGAAACUGAAAUAGAAAUUGAAUCCAACCGGUCAAAUAUAUUGACAGAUCAAAUCAAUGUAGGUGCUAAAGCAAGUGAUGUUACUUCUAUAAGUUUAGGCACUUUGGUUGAGAAGACAAGGCGGUUUGCUGAAAGUGUAUCGCCACCAACACUUGCAUAUUCUAAAACCACGAUAAUUGAGAAGAAGGAAAAUGUCGGAGAAAAAAUACAGAAGUCCAACGAGUCGCCAGACAGCGGUCUCGUCACUCAAGUCAUGAAAGGUGUCAUGGCCAGCACUGGUUCUCCUAGUCAGACUACCGAAGAGGGUUCCUCCGAAUUGAAGUGGACAAAAACUGAUUCUGUAAUUAAGACCGCAUUUUCACCAACUACGCCCUCAAAGGCUUUAUCACUAGAGAAAACUGAAUAUGUCGUGGAAAACGUAGAUCGAGCGGUACAUGAUUCUAAAAUAAAUGAACCAGACAAGUUAGAAAAUCCAUCUAAAACCAAUAAAAAACCAAAUAUUCAUGAUAAUUUACCUGAAUCAACUAAAACAGCUAGUACUGGUGACGGUAGUGUAAAUGAAACUGUCAGUACAACAGAAGUCACUACUCCAAUUGACAGUACUGGUAGAGGUUUCGGUAGUUUGUUCUCUAAAACUUUACAGUUUGCAGGAAGUCUCGUGAUUCCUAAGUACGAGAAAGAAACUGACGAUUCCUCUGUUAUGAACAUCAAAGCAGAUAUCGAUAAAAAUUUCCCAAAACAAGAGGUGAUGAUUAAAACCGAGUGUACAGAAUUCGGAGAAAACUCAAAGGUUACAUCACAAGAAAUUAAAAAAGAAGGACAUGAAAGUGUUUCAGCAUCAUCAGAAAAAAUACUAAAAGAUGUUACAGUUACGGAAGUCGAACAAUUACUAUCAAAAACCGGUAUAGAUGAAGUCAAUCGGAAUAAGAAUAUGACACAAAUAUUAACAGAGUUCAUUCAAUCAGAGCAAGGAAAGUCGCCAAAGCAGGGUUUAACUAAAAGUGAAGUGAGAGUUGUUGAUUUAGGUGACGAACGUUGUACUAGUGUAGACAGGUCAUUACAAACAUCACUGCAGUUCAAAGUGAGUGGAGUGGAACUGAAUCCUGAAAUACAGGACGUUGAUGUGUCGACUGACACUAUAAGGACAUCUAGUUUGGCUCACCCAUCAGCCACCAGUGAUACGUCAGCUGUUCAGGAGGAUAAAUAUCAGAAUGUAAAACAUGUUGAAUCAGAUGCGUUAAAAUCGUUAAAAACGACCAAACCUGUUAAAACUGAGAUAGAAAUUGAAUCCAAUAGGUCAAAUAUAUUGGCAGACCAAAUCAAUGUAGGUGCUAAAGCAAGUGAUGUUACUUCUAUAAGUUUAGGCACUUUGGUUGAGAGGACAAGGCAGUUUGCUGAAAGUGUAUCGCCACCAACACUUGCAUAUUCUAAAACCACAAUAAUUGAGAAGAAGGAAAAUGUCGGAGAAAAAUUACAGAGUCUUGACGAGUCGCCAGACAGCGGUCUCCUCAGUCAAGUCAUGGAAGGUGUAGUGGCCGGUAUUCGUUCCCCCAGCCAGAUUACCGAAGAUGGUUCCUCCGAAGUGAAGUGGACAAAAACUGAUUCUGUAAUUAAGACUGCAUUUUCACCAACUACGCCCUCAAAGGCUUUAUCGCUAGAGAAAACUGAAUAUGCCGUGCAAAACGUAGAUCGAGCGGUGCAUGAUUCUAAAAUAAAUGAACCAGACAAGUUAGAAAAUCCACCUAAAACUAAUGAAAAAGAACAUAUUCAGAAGGACAUACUUGAAUCACGUAAAGCAGGCGUUGUUGAUGAUGGUAGUGUAGAAAAAAUUGUCAGUACCACAGAAGUCACUACUCCAAUUGACAGUACUGGUAAGGGUUACGGUAGUUUGGUCUCUAAAACUUUACAGUUUGCAGGAAGUCUCGUGAUUCCUAAGAACGAGAAAGAAACUGACGAUUCCUCUGUAAUGAUCUUAAAAACAGAAACUGAUAUAAAUUCCCCAACACAAGAGGAGAUGAUACAAACCUACUAUACAGAAGCCGGAGAAACUUCAAAGAUUGCAUCACAAGACAUGAAAAUAGGAAAACCUGAAAUGACACUAACAACUGUUAAAGUUGCGGAGUUUGAACCAAUGUCACCGAAAACAGAUGUAGAUGAAGUCGUUCGGAAAAAGACACAAAUAUUCACAAAGUUUAUUCAAUCAGAGCAAAAAGAAUCAUCAAAUCAGGAUUUAACUCAAAGUGAAGUGACAGUUGUUAAGUUAGGUGACGAACAUAGUACUAGUGUAGACAGUUCUUUGGUUGAGAAGACAAGGCAAUUUACCGAAAGUGUAUCGCCACCAACACUUGCAUAUUCUAAAACCACGAUAAUUGAGAAGAAGGAAAACGUCGGAGAAAAAAUACAGAAGUCCAACGAGUCGCCAGACAGCGGUCUCGUCACUCAAGUCAUGGAAGGUGUCGUGGCCAGCACUGGUUCUCCUAGCCAGAUUACCGAAGAGGGUUCCUCCGAAGUGAAGUGGACAAAAACUGAGUCUGUAACUAAAACCGCAUUUCCACCAACCACACCCUCAAAGUCGUCAUCUCUAGAGAAAACUGAAUAUGUCGUGGAAAACGUAGAUCGAGCGGUUCAUGAUUCUGAAAUAAAUGAAUCAGACAAGUUGAAAAAUCCACCUAAAACUAAUGAAAAAGAAAAUAUUCAGAAGGAAAUACCUGAAUCACGUAAAGCAGGCGUUGUUGAUGACGGUAGUGUAGAAAAAAUUGUCAGUACCACAGAAAUCACUACUCCAAUUGACAGUACUAGUAAGGGUUACGGUAGUUUGGUCUCUAAAACUUUACAGUUUGCAGGAAGUCUCGUGAUUCCUAAGAACGAGAAAGAAACUGACGAUUCCUCUGUAAUGAUCAUCAAAACAGAAACCGAUAUAAAUUCCCCAACACAAGAGGAGAUGAUACAAACCUACUAUACAGAAGCCGGGAAACUUCAAAGAUUGCAUCACAAGACAUGA
Molecule: messenger RNA, 4368 nt
Organism: Homalodisca vitripennis (glassy-winged sharpshooter)
Lineage: Eukaryota; Metazoa; Arthropoda; Insecta; Hemiptera; Cicadellidae
Product: serine-rich adhesin for platelets-like
Exons: 1
Coding region: 1-4368 (1455 amino acids)
Source: RefSeq, a predicted model, not a curated record